Messenger RNA from Saccostrea cuccullata (small rock oyster), 270 nucleotides. Its product is annotated as pre-mRNA-processing factor 40 homolog B-like. Gene Ontology annotation, biological process: mRNA cis splicing, via spliceosome. Lineage: Eukaryota; Metazoa; Mollusca; Bivalvia; Ostreida; Ostreidae. The coding region runs from base 1 to 231 and encodes 76 amino acids. The transcript has 3 exons. Gene Ontology annotation, cellular component: U1 snRNP; U2-type prespliceosome. The record is from RefSeq and is a predicted model, not a curated record. Gene Ontology annotation, molecular function: RNA binding.
AUGGAGGCCUUCAAUAGUCUGCUCAAAGAAAAGGGUGUAUCAUCUAAUGCCAGCUGGGAGCAGGCGCUGAAGUUGAUUGUUAACGACCCUCGUUACGGCGCGCUCAGACAGCUUAACGAGAGGAAACAGGCCUUUAACGAGUACAUGUACAAGACAAAGAGAGUGAAGGAGGAAAAGGAGAAGCAAAGACUGCGAGCAAAACAGGCCAAAGAGGAUAUAGAACAUUUCUGAUUUCACGCCGAAAAAAUGAACUCCAGUGUCAAGUAUUGG